Phyllotreta striolata is the source of this 3918-nucleotide messenger RNA. The record is from the annotation of a GenBank genome assembly. Lineage: Eukaryota; Metazoa; Arthropoda; Insecta; Coleoptera; Chrysomelidae.
CGGAAACCGAAAAAAUGAAAAUGUCGCCACAGUUUGAAUAAAAUCCUCGUCGACGAAAGUUCACUCUGUAAUAAUUACCGAAAAGCGAAAAUUCGAAAGUUUAUACGAACUUUGAUAAUCCCGACUGUUUGUGAUUUGAAAUCUAUUUUCAACUCAUGAAGAUGUCCGUGAUAAACAGCAACCACGUUAAUGCUUGCACAUUACCGGAAACUGAAAAGUUUUGUCCUGUAGUCCACAAUUCGUCAGAGGUGCUGCAGAAGAAACCCAUUCGUUUGAAAAACAUAGUAUCCCGAGCCGAAGCGUUCGAUUCCUUGCAUCUCAAAACGAAAGAGAAUAUACCGUGCGCAUCUCCGGUAUGUUUAGGAAGUGUUAUGGCCCCAUCAACCAGGAACGACAUUCGAACAUCUCAAGAUGUAAUCAAGCAAGCAAAAGAUUUUUUAGAUCAAUAUUUUACUUCAAUUAGAAGAUCUGACAGUCCCGCUCAUUUGGUGAGGUGGGAACAAGUACAGAAGGAGAUCGCUACGACGGGCACUUAUCAGCUCACGGAGACCGAGCUCGUCUACGGAGCCAAAUUGGCCUGGAGGAACGCCGUGAGGUGCAUCGGACGGAUACAAUGGUCGAAAUUACAAGUUUUCGACUGCAGAUCCGUGACCACGACCAGUGGAAUGUUCGAAGCCUUGUGCAAUCACAUAAAAUACAGCACCAACAAAGGGAAUAUAAGAUCGGCGAUCACGAUUUUUCCUCAAAGGACCGACGGGAAACACGACUAUAGAGUUUGGAAUCCGCAGCUGAUUGGCUACGCUGGAUACCGACAGCCGGACGGCUCCGUCGUCGGCGAUCCCAUUAACGUCGAGUUUACGGACUUGUGCUUGAAGCUGGGCUGGAAAGGGCAAGGCGGCCGAUUUGAUAUAUUACCGCUCGUACUUUCCGCCAACGGUCACGAUCCCGACUAUUUCGACAUACCCAAGGAGUACGUACUCGAGGUUCCGUUCAGCCAUCCGGAGUACGAUUGGUUCGAAGGGCUUGGUUUGAAAUGGUACGCUGUUCCGGCUGUGUCUGGUAUGAUGUUUGAUUGUGGCGGUCUUCAAUUCACCGCUGCGCCUUUCAAUGGUUGGUAUCUCAGCACAGAGAUUGGCUGCAGGGACUUGUGCGAUUCGCACAGAUAUAAUAUGUUAGAGAUUAUCGCUACUCACAUGGGAUUGGACACCAGAACUCCAGUUACUCUAUGGAAAGACAAAGCCUUAGUAGAAACAAAUCUGGCGGUUAUUUACAGUUUCCAGCAGAAGGAAGUUACCAUUGUGGAUCAUCACACGGCUUCCGAAUCGUUCAUGAAGCAUUUGGAAAAUGAAAAUCGAUUGCGUAACGGUUGCCCGGCCGAUUGGGUGUGGAUAGUACCUCCUCUAUCCGGCUCCAUUACUCCAGUAUUCCAUCAAGAAAUGGCUUUGUACUAUUUGAAACCGUCUUAUGAAUACCAAGAACCUGCUUGGAAAACGCACGUGUGGCAGAAGGGCAGGGAUUCCGGCAAAAGCAAAAAACCGCGAAGAAAAUUCCACUUCAAUCAAAUCGCUCGUGCCGUCAAGUUUACGUCGAAACUAUUCGGGAAAGCGUUGUCGCGUCGCAUCAAGGCCACCGUUCUGUACGCCACAGAAACCGGAAAAUCCGAAAGUUAUGCCAAAAAGUUGUGCGAACUAUUCGGACACGCGUUCAACGCCCAAGUGUACUGCAUGUCCGAUUACGACAUUUCCAGCAUUGAGCACGAGGCGCUCCUGCUGGUCGUCACGUCCACGUUCGGUAACGGCGACCCGCCCGAAAACGGAGAGGAUUUUGCUAAAAAUUUAUACACGAUGAAAAUGACGGAGAAUGGUAUAUCAAACGGCGAUCCUGAUAACAUAAGUAUGGCGACAUCGAAAUCCUUCAUAAAAGUCAACAGUCAAAGCGAUUUACCGGCAAAAAGCAAAAAAUUAGAUAGAUUAAAUUCUUUAAGGGGAUCUCUUCUCAGUGAACCACUUUUAGAUGAUAGUUUUGGACCUUUAAGUAACGUUAGAUUCGCCGUUUUCGCAUUGGGAUCAAGUGCCUAUCCGAACUUUUGCGCUUUCGGAAAAUACGUGGAUAAUUUAUUAGGCGAAUUGGGCGGAGAACGCCUUAUGAAACUGAGCACGGGCGACGAAAUGUGCGGGCAAGAACAGGCUUUCAAAAAAUGGGCGUCACAAGCCUUUAAGGUGGCUUGCGAUACAUUCUGCCUCGACGACGAUGGAACAAUUUCGGAGGCUACCAUGACGCUACAAAGCGAAUCCCUGACAGCAAACAACGUCAGACUAAUCAAUUCCAAAGAGAUCUCGUUAGUUUCAGGUUUAGCUAAAUGCCAUAAUAAAAAAGUAACGGCUUCUCAACUUUUCCGAAGGACGAAUCUUCAUGGAGACAAAUCUUCGAAAGCUACAUUGUUGCUGGAAUUUAAGAGCAACCUGCCCUACAAGCCGGGCGAUCAUUUGGGCGUAUUCGCUUGUAAUAGACAAGAAUUAGUAGACGGAGUUAUUAGCAGAUUGAAAGGCACGAACGAUCCAGAUGAACCCCAAGAAAUGCAGAUAUUACAAGAAACUCACACUUCGAACGGUGUGUUGAAAUCGUGGAAACCUCACGAACGUUUACCAGCUUGCUCGCUCAGGCAACUAUUUAGUUAUUAUUUGGACAUAACGACUCCGCCUAGUCCGAAUUUGCUGCAGCAUUUCGCUUCGAUUGCCACCGACGCGGAGGAAAAGAAGAAACUAAACUUACUGGCCAGCGAUUCGGCGGCUUACGAGGAUUGGCGUCAUUGGAGCCUGCCAAAUCUGUUAGAAGUUUUAGAUGAAUUUCCUUCAGUCGAGCCGUACGCACCACUUCUUAUAGCGCAAUUGAGCAUUUUGCAGCCUAGGUUCUAUUCGAUAUCAUCGAGCCCUAUACUGCACCCUAAGGAAGUACAUUUGACAGUAGCCGUAGUUGUUUAUAAAACGAAAGAUGGGGAAGGAGAAGUUCACUACGGUGUGUGCUCUAAUUACUUGCAAGAUGUUCCUAUAGAUUCAGAGGUUCUAAUGUUUGUUAGAAGUGCUCCCGGAUUCUAUCUACCUAAUGAUAGUAAUAUUCCGGUUAUUCUUGUCGGUCCCGGAACAGGAAUUGCUCCGUUUCGAGCGUUUUGGCAACAUCGAUUUGCUCUAUCAGUUAAAAAUAAACAAAACUUCGGCAAAAUGUGGUUAUUCUUCGGCUGCAGAACUAGAGACGUCGAUUUGUACAACGAAGAAAAAGGCGAAAUGCGGAAGAAAGGAAUAUUGGAUAGAGUGUUUCUAGCUCUAUCCAGAGAACGUAAUAUACCUAAAACAUACGUUCAAACGUUAGCUUUACAAGAAGGUUCGGAAAUAUACAGGCUACUCGUGCAAGAAAAAGGACACUUUUACGUUUGCGGCGAUUGCACAAUGGCAGAACACGUCCAUCAAACGUUGCAGAACAUCAUUAAAAAGCACGGAGGCAUGACCGAUAGUGAAGUGCAGUCUUUCAUGCUGUCAUUACGAGACGAAAAUAGAUACCACGAGGAUAUUUUCGGUAUAACAUUAAGGACUGCGGAAGUGCACAAUAGGUCGAGGGAGUCGGCGAGGAUACGGAUGGCUUCAGAACCUUAACAGUAUUAGCUUAAUAAUUCGGCUUAAGAUUCCUCUAUAUACACAACUAAAAGGAGUUACUGAAGGUAUUUUAAUUCUAAUAAUUCGAAUUGACUAAUUAUACAUAUAUCGAGGUGGAGCACUAAACGUAAAAUAUCAAGAGUUGCACUUAAAAUUUUAAAUAAUUAUUCUAUAAUUGUAAUUUUAACGAAAUUCAACAUUUAACUUAAUGCAUAAUUAUAUAAUUAACAUGUUAAUCAACGAAUGUAUCUAUUUUUUCUUCGAACAAAAA